AUGGAAGCCUACAUCAGCCUAGCCCGGCGUACCCCUAGCCCAUCGUACCCUUACCCUGGCCUAGCUCGGCCUACCCCAAUCCCGGCCAACCCAGCCUCCCCCUAUCCUGGCCUAUCCCUAUCCCAGCCAACCCCUAACCCGGCCUACACUAACCCCGGCCUACCCCUGCCUACCCCGGCCGACCCCUACUCAGGUCUACCCUGUCCUAACCCUUACCCAGCCUACCCCCACCUACACCCACCCUGGCCUACCCCUAUCACGGCCUACCCGGCCUACCCCUUUCCCAGCCAACUCGGUCUAACCCUAUCCCAGCAUACCCCGGCCUAUCCCUGCCCCGGCCUACCCUUAUCAGUGCCUACCCGUAUCCCGUCCUACCCCAGCCUUCCCCUACCCUGGCCCAUCCCGGCCUACCCCUACCCCGGCCUAAGCCCGCCUACCUCUAUCCCAGCCUACCUCGGCCUACCCCUAUGCAGGACUACCCCUGCAUACCUCGGCUUACCCAUAUCCUGGCCUACCCCUUCCCGGGCCUAUCCCUAUCCCAGCCUAUCCCUACCCCGGCCCAUCCCGGACUGCCCCUACCCUGGCCUACACCGGCCUACACCUAUCCCAGCCUACACUAACCCCGGCCUACCCCUGCCUAACCCAGCCUACUCCUACCCAGGUCUACCCCGUCCUAACCCUUACCCAGCCUACCCCCACCUACACCCACCUUGGCCUACCCCUAUCACGGCCUACCCGGCCUACCCCUAUCCCAGCCAACUCGGUCUAACCCUAUCCCGGCAUACGCUGGCCUAUCCCUGCCCCGGCCUACCCUUAUCAGUGCCUACCCAUAUCCUGUCUUACCACAGCCUAUCCCAGCCUUCCCCUACCCUGGCCCAUCCUGGCCUACCCCUACCACGGCCUAAGCCCACCUACCUCUAUCCCGGCCUACCUCAGCCUACCCCUACGCAGGCCUACCCCUGCAUACCUCGGCCUACCCAUAUCCUGGCCUACCCCUUCCCGGGCCUAUCCCUAUCCCGGCCUAUCCCAACCCCAGCCCAUCCCGGACUGCCCCUAACCCGGCCUACAUCGGCCUACCCCUAUUCUGGCAUACCCCAGCCUAUCCCUGCCCCAACCUUCCUCUAUCAGUGCCUACCCGUAUCCCGUCCUACCCCAGCCUAUCCCAGCCUACACCUAUCCUGGCUGACCCCGGCCUACCCCUGUACCGGCCUACCCCAGCCUAUGCUGUCCUACCCCUACCCUGGCCUAUGCUGGCCAACAACUAUCCAAGCCUACCUUUAUCCAGGCCUACCACAGCAUACGCUGGCCGACCCCUAUCCCGGCCUACCCUGGCCGAAACCUAUACUGGUCUACACCAGCCUACCCCUUUCCAAGCCUACCCCUAUCCCAGCUAAUUCCUACCCCAGCCUAACCAUACCCCGGCGUACCCCUAUUGCUGCCUACCCCUAUCCCAGCCUUCCCCUAUCUACACCGGCCUAG
Messenger RNA from Centrocercus urophasianus (Greater sage-grouse), 1479 nucleotides. Its product is annotated as leucine-rich repeat extensin-like protein 5. The record is from RefSeq and is a predicted model, not a curated record. The transcript has 2 exons. Bases 1 to 1479 code for a protein of 492 amino acids. Lineage: Eukaryota; Metazoa; Chordata; Aves; Galliformes; Phasianidae.